This is a messenger RNA of Cyclopterus lumpus (lumpfish), 1888 nucleotides long. It is a transcript of the gene fars2, whose product is annotated as phenylalanyl-tRNA synthetase 2, mitochondrial. Lineage: Eukaryota; Metazoa; Chordata; Actinopteri; Perciformes; Cyclopteridae. Gene Ontology annotation, biological process: phenylalanyl-tRNA aminoacylation. The record is from RefSeq and is a predicted model, not a curated record. The transcript has 11 exons. The coding region runs from base 228 to 1616 and encodes 462 amino acids. Gene Ontology annotation, molecular function: tRNA binding; ATP binding; phenylalanine-tRNA ligase activity. Gene Ontology annotation, cellular component: mitochondrion; cytoplasm.
CUGCCGCAGCUUUAAACUGCUACGUUUUUGUUUUUAAGAUCGUCUCUGAUUUACGUCCGGCUCGUUUUGUCUCUCUGCCGCCGACUGAGGCGAUAACUCUGACGUCCGACCAGCAUCAGGCCGGCGAGUUGAGCUCAAGAGACGGAUAUUUCCCUCCAGAAGGUGGUGGAGACCAAACACGGAGCUAAGAGAGACUUUACCUGCAUCAGCUCCAUGGGCCAAUCAUCAUGAGACUCCUCAACAACCCCCUCUCCUCGCUCCGCCCCCUCCUACAAUGCCCACCCCUCCCUCUGCGCCGUCGCUGCUGCCUGUCAACCCUCUCGGCCAAUAGCGGCACACUAUCAUGCAGACGCCUCAGCACAGAUGGCCCCGCCCCUCCGCCCGUGAUUGGUCAGGACUCUGUGGCAGUAUUGGGCCACUCCUACCCGCGAGAUGACUUCACCAACGUCACACCGAGGAUCUUGGCAAAGGUCGGCCUCAACCUCCACAACCAAUCCCAUCAUCCUCUGUGGCUGAUCAAGGAGCGGAUCAAAGCUCACUUCUACAGUGCUUACGUCGGUCGGUGGGGGAACCCGCUCUUCUCCGUUCAUGAUAACCUGAGCCCGGUGGUCACGGUGGAGCAGAACUUUGACAGCUUGCUGAUCCCGCCCGGCCACCCCAGCAGGAAAAAAGGAGAUAACUACUACCUGAACAGGAAGACGAUGCUCCGCGCCCACACCUCCGCCCACCAGAGGGAGCUGGUGAGCUCCGGACUCGACGCCUUCUUAUUGGUCGGAGACGUUUACAGGCGGGACGAGAUCGACGCCAGCCACUACCCCGUCUUCCACCAGAUGGAGGGAGUCCGCCUCUUCUCCAACCACGAGCUGUUCUCUGAGGUGCAGCACGGGCAGGACUUGUCCCUGUUUGAGGCUGCAGGACGGCGGACGCCUCAGAAACAGGAGACUCACUCUCUGGAGGCCGUGAAGCUGCUGGAGUUCAACCUGAAACUCACUCUGACUCGACUCGUCACUCAGCUGUUCGGAGAAGAUCUGGAGGUGCGGUGGGUCGACUGUUACUUCCCCUUCACUCACCCCUCCUUUGAGAUGGAGGUGCGUUUCCAGGGCGACUGGAUGGAGGUUCUGGGAUGUGGAGUGAUGGAGCAGGAGCUGCUGAUCUCAGCGGGGGCGGGGCACAAGGCGGGCUGGGCGUUCGGCCUCGGCCUGGAGAGACUGGCCAUGGUUCUGUUCGGCAUCCCGGACAUCCGGCUGUUCUGGAGUCAGGACCAACGCUUCCUCAAGCAGUUCCAGGUGGACGACGUCCAGCAGCCCGUCUGCUUCCAGCCCCUCAGUAAGUUCCCCCCCCUCCACAACCACAUCUCCUUCUGGCUGCCGGAGGACGAAGACGACUUCACGGAGAACGACUUCUACGAGCUGGUCCGCUCCAUCGGAGGAGACCUGGUGGAGAAGGUCUCACUGGUGGACCAGUUCACACAGCCCAACACCGGGAGGAGGAGUCAGUGCUACAGCAUCAUCUACCGUCACACAGAGAGAACUUUGACUCAGCAGGAGGUCCGACUCGUCCACCAGGAGAUCGAACGCAGCGCAGAGACGGAGCUGGGAGUCCAGGGGAGAUACUGACACACACACACACACACACACACACAUAAAUACACACACAAACACACACAUACACACACACACAAACACACAUACACACACACACACACACACAGACAUACACACAUACACACACACACAUACACACACAUACACACACACACACACAGACAUACACACAUACACACACACACAUAUACACACACACAUACACACACACACACAGACACAUUUGUAUGUUUCUUUCUGUUUGAGUUUCUUUACAUUUGACCAUUAAAACUUUAUUUAAAUGC